Molecule: messenger RNA, 714 nt
Organism: Bipolaris maydis ATCC 48331
Lineage: Eukaryota; Fungi; Ascomycota; Dothideomycetes; Pleosporales; Pleosporaceae
Product: ThuA-like domain-containing protein
Source: RefSeq, a predicted model, not a curated record
AUGACCACCCCAACCCCACCCCCCUUACCCGUUCUCGUCUUCACAAAAACAACCUCCUACCGCCACACCUCCAUCCCCUCAGGCCUCGCUCUCUUCCAGCGCCUCGCCACGCACCACCCCUCCCUCUCCCUAACCACCACCGAGGACUCCUCCAUCUUCACCCCGCAAACCCUCUCGCGCUACCGCGCCAUCAUCCUCCUACAAACCCUCGGCCCGGCCUUGCUUUCCGCUCCGCAACUCGCCGCGUUCAGAGACUGGGUGCAGCGCGGCGGUGGCGUGGUAGCGAUCCAUGGCGCAGCAGCCGGAAUGCCCGAGGACAGCUGGUGGGAGAAGAUGAUCGGAGCAAAGUUUCACUCGCAUCCAGACCCGGAAAUCGGAUCUCUGGUGCUGGAUUCGGAACAGGUGGGGGAGCAUUUUAUAUUAAGUGGGUGUGGCGGCAGCCAAGGGUGGAAAGACGAGUGGUAUAAUUUUCAUGAGCAUCCGAGGGAGAAUGAGGGGUUGGUUGUUUUGCUGAGGGGGGAUACGAAGACGUUUGGUGGAGGGAUGCAUGGGGAGGAUCAUCCGUUGGUGUGGUGUCAGGAGUUUGAAGGGGGGAGGGUGUUUUUCACGGCGUUGGGGCAUUUUGAUGAGGCGUACGAGGAUGAGUGGUUUAGUGGGAUGGUGGAGAGGGGGCUGUUUUGGGUUGCGAGGCGGGAAGGGGAUUUGAAGAACUAA